AUGCCACGGCUGCUGGUCCUCUGCGUUUUGGUCCUUUUCUGCUUCUGUAUCUCUGCUUCCACAGAAGUCUGCACCAACGCUCUGAUUCCUGGAGCUAAAGGAGAAAAAGGUGAGAUGGGGGAAGAGGGAGAUGCGGGGAAACUGGGGAAGGCGGGACCACCAGGGCUUCCAGGAGCACAGGGUGAACCCGGGCUUAAGGGAGAAGUGGGCCAAAUGGGGAAAAUGGGGCCUGCUGGAGACAAAGGAGACAAAGGUGAUACAGGUUUGGAUGGACUCCUAGGUUUCAAAGGAAAAGCAGGCACCACGUGCGACUGCGGCAGGUACAGGAAGGUCAUUGGACAGCUGGAUCUCAACGUGAGCAAGCUGAAGAACGGAGUCAAGUUUGUGAAGAACGUUGUCUUGGGCUUGAGGGAGACGGAGGAGAGGUACUACCUCCUGGUGAAGGAGCCCAAGAGAUUCAGAGAGGCUUCAGUGAACUGCAGGCUCAGAGGAGGCUCCAUAGCCAUGCCCAAAGAUAACAACACCAACCGGCUAAUGGUUGACUACGUCAGCGAGGCAGGACUGACCAGCGUCUACAUCGGCGUGCAGGCCCAAAGCCAGGACACGAAUGGAUCAAGCACCUACAUCUAUGCAGACUCCAGCCCUCUGCAGGGCUUUGAAACUUGGAACCAGGUGGAGGAUGUAAAAUCUCCAUCGUCUCCCUCGACAAACUCCAGCUGUGUGGAGCUGCUCAGCACCGGGACCUGGGCUCGGGUGGACUGUGAAGCCAACAUGUUUUUUGUCUGUGAAUUCCCAAAAAGCAGAAGAAGAGGAGGAGGAGCGACGCCUGCUCCAGCAUCAUCCUGAACAUCUAAGUGUAGAAUACUUAUGUAUAAUAAGUGUGUGUUUCAGAAUGCAUGGGUGAUAAGUUCAAAAACCAAAAUGUAAAUGACUUUCAUAACAAA
This is a messenger RNA of Salarias fasciatus (jewelled blenny), 944 nucleotides long. RefSeq names its product collectin sub-family member 10 (C-type lectin) (gene colec10). Gene Ontology annotation, biological process: ossification. Gene Ontology annotation, molecular function: growth factor activity. Lineage: Eukaryota; Metazoa; Chordata; Actinopteri; Blenniiformes; Blenniidae. The record is from RefSeq and is a predicted model, not a curated record. The transcript has 7 exons. The coding region runs from base 1 to 846 and encodes 281 amino acids.